GCCCCAGCCGCGCGCCGCACCCCUGCGCCCGGCCGGGUUCCUGCGGACAGCUGCGCGGGCGCCCAUCGCCGAGACAGGGACGCCCGCGAGGAGCUCGGCGCGCUCCCCGUCCCACCCUGAGCGCCAGAGCACAGUCCGGGAGGUCGACGCGUCCCGACUCGCAGAGUCAUUCGUCCCUUCCUGGGGACUCGCCACGCGCACAGUGACUGCCUGCUUUGCGCCUUUCGAUGCUCGCGUGAGCCCUUUCACCCGUGUUAGGUGGCUCCCAACCCGGGGAAGUUUUACCUGGCGCUGAACACUUAACGUUCCCCAGCGGUGGUUUCCCGAGUUCCCGGAAAACCUUGUAGGAAACCGCACCGGCUACCUUUCCCUCUCCCCCAGUCUGAUGAGACGCUGGAAUCCUGCGUUUCCAUGUCGAGGUGCGUGGAUUAUCGGCAAAUUGUUUGAAUUCUGAUUUAGGAAGGAGGUGUGUAAUGUGCGCUCGUCGGCGUAGCAGAAGGACCCAUUCAUUCACAAAACCAUCUUGUUGAGGACCAGGUUUGCCGACUGUACCUGCGCUUUUUCCUGCACAGAUGCCUGGGUCCCCGCCGGGCUUCGGUUUGCUGUCAGACUCCAGAGACAGGGCAAAGUGCUUUGAAGAGCUCAACACAUGUUCAUGGUUCUCAUUAAGGAAGCCUCAUGUAAGCGUCAAUGGACACCUGAUCCCCUGCUGCCUUUGUUUGAAAACCAAGAAGUUUUGUUGCGCUGAUUUAACUGCCUGCAGUUUUUGCUGAUGCUCUCAUGAAAAAACAAAAAUGCUGCUUCUGUCCUUUUUAACCCGCGUGAAACUUUGACUUUUCAUACACUUGUUCAUUCUUUUACCCUCCAUCAAGAUGUCUGAACCUGACUCUUCGUCUGUGUUUUCGGGAAAUGUGGAGAAUGGAACUUUCCUUGAGCUGUUUCCCACAUCCCUGUCCACAUCGGUGGACCCGUCCUCAGGCCACCUGUCAAAUGUCUACAUCUAUGUGUCCAUAUUCCUCAGCCUUUUAGCAUUUCUGCUUCUGCUUUUAAUCAUUGCCCUCCAGAGGCUCAAAAAUAUCAUCUCCUCCAGUUCCUCCUACCCGGAGUAUCCAAGCGACGCUGGAAGUUCUUUCACCAAUUUGGAAGUCUGUAGUAUUUCCUCUCAAAGGUCCACUUUUUCAAACCUUUCUUCAUGAAGAAAAUGGAAGAAUCCUUGCAGGCUGCAGCUGCUUAGGUUUUCCUUUACAGGAAAUGUCGCAUGAAGCCGUUGCCUGAUGAAAGAAAUGACCCUUUUGAUUUUGUCAACUAAUUAGGCCUGUUUCCCCUUCUCCUUCACGUCUGAUUUUUUUUUUCCGUUCAUGAUGCUUUUCAUUUGUGAAUGUAGAAGCUGAUGCUGACAGAAAUGCGUGCAAACCUCGAGGUGCAGAAUUUCACACAAACCACUUGAAUCUUCAAGUUCAUUCCACUCUGUUGGACACCUGAGGCAGAAGUCACCAGAGGGGGCCUCGCAGCGGGUGCCGGAUAUGGACUCCAUACUUCAUUUCUCUUACAAAACCGUGAAAUUAACUCAAGCAGCACAAACUGGCAAAAUUAAGUCUGAGCUAUUUAGAAGAUAUUUUCCAUAUUUAAAACAUAAAGUGGAAACACCAAAUUUUAAAAAAGAGUCAAUUUAGAUUUAAUGUAUAACAUUUUUAAAACGGGAGGCAAGAUAUGCUAAAUGUUUUAUUUAAUUUCACCUUAACAAAUGAAAAUCAUUUAUUGAUGAAUUAAGUCAUAUUUGGAAAGGUUUUGGAAGAGUUUAAUUUUUAAGUAGCAACACAAAUAUGUGUUAUGAUGCAGUUUGUAAUGUAUUUCUCCCUCUUGGGGGUUUUUUCCUACUUAUGUUGUAGUCGUAAUGCCCCACAGUUGUGGAAUUCUUUGUGAUAAUUGUUGUUACUGUUACUAAGAGAAGCACCAGAAGAGACAUCAAGAUGUUUUUAUUUUAUAACUAUAAUUUCCAUCAGCAGGAAUUAAGCACAUGGGAAAUAUUCAUUCAGUUGUGUUUUAUGUAGUAAUAACUCCUAGGAGUCAUGUAAGUGUGUUCCUUUAUUCAGUUUCAUAGUCUUUAUAAUUUUAGUGGAGAAUUAUAUUAACUCUGAGAUGUUAGAUGUUUGUUCAUUCACAUUAGGUGGCAAAACUUAGAGACUGAAUUGUUAAUAUACAUGUUAUUAUAUACUUCAUGAAUGUUACAUGUCUCUGAUAUGUAGUUGUUGUAUGUUAACAUAACACUCUGCAUUAGGACUCCAGGACAAGCGUUUGUAUUAAAAACUGUAGAUACUCAAGUUGUGUAGCUGCUGGGAGCUGCCAUACUGUGGGCAGCCAUGCACAUCUGCAUUCAGGGGCUUUGUCCAUGAAAUGAGGCAUGCACAUGAGCAAACACGGAAUGUGGAGGAAGUCAAGCCGCCUCUAAAAACAAAACAAAGCAAGCAAACCACAGCUGCUUAAGAGUAAGAAUUUUAAUUUAAUUUUAAAAAUAAAUGGCCCACAGCAUAAACACUGAACUUAUUCAGCCUCUGGAGCCCACUGCAUCAACAUGCCCCUGUCUUCCCAUGGCAACUGGAUCUUUCUUGUUCAAAACAUUGACUAAUCUUAAGUGGUGGAGCUUCAGUGCACACUUUGGUUCGAUUGUGUGGCCGCGCUAUCCAGUAACUGGAAUGGGAUGAAGAAUCCACCAUUUUACAGAGUAUAUCUUUGUCAUUCUAAAAUGCUGAGAGAGAUGAGGACUGGUCAUGAGAAUCAGAAGGUUUCUUUUUCUUAAUCCAUAAGCUGCACUUAAAUCAGACGACACUGAACUAUUUAUACAUCAAAAAUGUCCCCAAACACCAUAGACCUGCCAGAGUUGCUACCCUAAAAUGUACAAUUAGUGAAAAAUUUGCCUCUGCUGCCCUUAAAGCAUGGCGGUGUUAUUAUGGGAGUGUUUAUUAUGCAGUAUAAAUCCUGUACUAGAAAAGGUCUGCUAUUUUAGAUCAUUAUUAGCAUUCUCUGAAUGUGUGUGUGUCUGUAUACAAGAAUAUAUGUAUAUAUUCACACACUCCCAAUUAAAACUUGUGUGAAAGCUACACAGGAUUACAGAGGCAUCUAUAUUAUCACUUUUGCUUUUUGAUUAAUCUUGUGCUAUUUUGGUUACUGAGGAAGAGAGGACAGGGAUGAGGUUAUUUUAAAAACAAAAGGAACAAGUUUGCCACACAACGGGACAAUCUGAGUAUGAUCUGUUCUAAGGGGUAACUUUAUACUCUUUCCUUCUGGAAGAGAUAUAAAGGCUUCUGAAAGUAACACUAUUUUUUUAAAAAUCUGCAGGCACAUCCCCUCCCCUCCUGGCCACCAUGGUUCUUGCUGUCGAGGUUAAGCAGAGUAAUUAGGAGCAACAUUCAAAGAUGUAAAAUAGAAUUUGUCAUCACACGCUUGCCAAGAUAGCAGACUGUACAACUUGAGAAGAAUUUGUGUUGUAUAAGAAGUUCAGAAAGGUUGGAAGACUGGUUUAUAAAUAAAGACGUAGAACCCA
This is a messenger RNA of Diceros bicornis minor, 3541 nucleotides long. It is a transcript of the gene SERTM1, whose product is annotated as serine rich and transmembrane domain containing 1. NCBI's taxonomy places the organism in Eukaryota, Metazoa, Chordata, Mammalia, Perissodactyla, Rhinocerotidae. Bases 873 to 1196 code for a protein of 107 amino acids. The record is from RefSeq and is a predicted model, not a curated record. Gene Ontology annotation, cellular component: intracellular membrane-bounded organelle. The transcript has 4 exons.